Messenger RNA from Tachyglossus aculeatus (Australian echidna), 868 nucleotides. Its product is annotated as lymphocyte antigen 6 complex locus protein G6f-like. The coding region runs from base 1 to 861 and encodes 286 amino acids. Lineage: Eukaryota; Metazoa; Chordata; Mammalia; Monotremata; Tachyglossidae. The transcript has 6 exons. The record is from RefSeq and is a predicted model, not a curated record.
AUGUCUGUGAAUGGGCCGGACCAAAUCCAGAGGAUUUACAUCAUCCAGGGGGACUCCGCCGAGCUGGCCUGCCCCGCGCCGGACCCGCUGGACGGAGACGAGCAGCUGUCCUGGUUCCACAACCUCCUCGCCAACCGCACCACGCGGACGGUGGUCCGGGUGCCCGUGGCCGGGGGGGCCCCGGUGAUGGGCGAGGGUGUGGGCACCAGGCUGAGGCUGCAGAGGAACCACUCGCUCAGGCUGGACGGGGUCCGGGAGGGAGACGCCGGACGAUACUGGUGCUCCGUGAGGGGCUCGGCCUGGGACUACCAGAACUGGAAGAUGUACGACGUCACCGUGCUGAAAGGCACCCAAAUGACGGUCCACACCGGGGCCGGGGCCCCCUGCUCCAUCUUUAUCUGCUCGGUGGCCUCGGCUCUGCCCCUGGACUCCAUGUCCUGGCAUGAGGGUUCUGGCCGAGUCAAGGGCCGGACUCAGGUCUUCAGCCAGGUCAAUGCCACCCUGCUGUUCCUCUGCCCCCGGGAGGGGCCCGGAGAAGGCCGAUCCAAGAAGCCAAGGAACAUCCGAUGCUCUCUGAAUAAGGACCAGGGGAUCAACUUCACCCUGCCAGCCACUUCUGGAGUUUCCAGUUUCACCCACUGUGACUCUACCAAGGGUUGGGAUUUCACCCGGAUCCUGCUGCUGUUGUGUGUGCUGAGCCAAGUCCUGGCCAUCCUGGUCCUGGGCGUUAUGGUCUGGAAGCGCAGAGACCGGGCGGCCCAGCGGGGAGGCACCUCAACUUCUGAAUUCAAACCCGAGAUUCAGGUCUAUGAAAACAUCCAUUCCUCUAUGGCCUGCCCCUCAGCUGCCAAGGCCAUGUGACCUCUCU